This is a messenger RNA of Andrographis paniculata, 1394 nucleotides long. Its product is annotated as COP9 signalosome complex subunit 6a-like. The transcript is spliced from 9 exons. The record is from RefSeq and is a predicted model, not a curated record. Gene Ontology annotation, cellular component: COP9 signalosome. The coding region runs from base 84 to 1025 and encodes 313 amino acids. Gene Ontology annotation, molecular function: metallopeptidase activity; protein binding. Gene Ontology annotation, biological process: protein deneddylation. NCBI's taxonomy places the organism in Eukaryota, Viridiplantae, Streptophyta, Magnoliopsida, Lamiales, Acanthaceae.
AAAGAGAACGUUCUGGAACCCCCUUAAAAUUCGGUAAUCGUUGUGGCUAUCGAUCGGAAUCCGAAUCCGAAUCGGAGGGGAAAAUGUCGUCGUCGUCGUCGUCGAGCAGUGGCCUGACGUUCAAGCUCCAUCCGCUAGUCAUUGUCAACAUCUCCGAUCACUACACUCGAGUCAAGUCGCAGUCUCAUCCAACACACUCCGCCGCUGACGCAUCGUCCGUGGCCAGUCCUAAGCCGCCGCGUGUGUUCGGCUGUGUUAUAGGAAUCCAGCGCGGUCGAACGGUGGAGAUCUUCAACAGCUUCGAGCUUCUGUACGAUUCGUCUACUCACUCACUAGACCGUGCUUUUCUCGAGAAAAAGCAGGAACUCUAUAAGAAGGUGUUUCCGAAUUUUUACAUUUUGGGAUGGUACUCAACCGGGAGCGAUGCGCAAGAAUCCGAUAUGGUUAUACACAAAGCUUUGAUGGAUAUAAACGAGAGCCCAGUUUAUGUUCUUCUCAGUCCUUCAAUUAACCCCACACAGAAAGAUCUUCCUGUCACGAUUUUUGAAAGUGAACUGCAUGUUAUUGAUGGCAUGCCCCAGCUGAUAUUUGUUCGCUCAAGCUAUACAAUAGAGACAGUGGAAGCUGAACGUAUAUCUGUUGAUCAUGUUGCCCAUCUUAAACCAUCAGAUGGGGGUUCAGCUGCAACUCAAUUGGCUGCUCAACUUACUGGCAUACAUAGUGCCGUCAAGAUGCUGAACAGCAGAAUUAGGGUGUUGUAUCACUAUCUUUUGUCCAUGCAGAAAGAGGAUAUUCCAUGUGACUAUUCAUUACUGAGGCAAGCUUCUAGCCUCCUGAGGAGAUUACCAGCCAUUGAAUCAGAUAAAUUUCAAGAUAAUUUCUUUAUGGAAUACAAUGAUACAUUACUGAUAACUUAUCUUGCCAUGUUCACCAACUGCACAAGCACAAUGAACGAGUUGGUGGAUAAAUUCAACACUGCGUAUGAGAGGCAUAGUCGAAGGGGUGGCCGAACUGCUUUUAUAUAAAAGCCUAUUAUUAUAUUAUUGUUGGCUUUUAUUCCUUGAGAUUUUGUGUAUGCUUUUGUAUUGAUUCCCCGUUCAUCUUUGAUGGAAAUUACUUGAUAAUAUUCUGCUUAGCACAGGCACUCCCGAAACUUAGACAACUCAGCGGUCUCGGACUCGAACGCCAAGGAGAGGUAUUUUAUUUAGGACAGUAGGAGGAGGUCUCAACUCUGCUAAAAUCCGUGUAUGUUACUACUUGCUAGUGCUCAACUUAAAUUUUACAUGCAUUGGCACACUCGGUCAAUUAUUAUUUUUAUUUUUUGAGUUGUUUUACAUACAAUACAUGUAUUUAAUAUAAAUACGCCCAGAUUCAGUAAAUUUUGUUGUAUGAAA